AAUCUCGUGCUGUUCACUACGCUGCAAGUCGUGGCCAUAUACAUAUCUUAGAGGUACUCCUUGAACAUGGUGCUGACUUGAAUGCCUUGGAUGCAAACAAAGGAAAUCCUGUACACAGUGCUGCUGGAGGGGGUAGACUUGCCACUGUUGUGUGGUUAGUGGAAAAAAAAGUACAACAUGAUCUGAAGGACAAGAACUCAAGGACACCUGAAGAUAUGGGACAGCUAUAUGGUUAUCAUCAUGUAGCAUAUUGGUUACUCAAGCAGAAUGCCAGUGAAGAUACCAGAGAACAUACACAAGUGGAAAUAAGUCGAGAGGAAUAUGAGCGAAUAGGAUCCAUAACCCUCAAAUGGGCUAGAGAAGGGAAUUUAUUUUUUCUCACCAAUAACCUCCCAGCACGACCUUAUCGAAUUCAUUACCAAGACGAAAACGGAUGGACACCUUUACAUCAUGCAGCCUUUAAUAACCAGGUUGAAGCAGUAAGAACUCUCUUGGAGAUGGGUGCUCUUCGUUCAAGUUGUACUCAUGCUCAGGAAACUGCAGCAGAUAUUGCUCAGUCCCAAGGGCAUUCAGAAUUGUACGAUAUUCUCCAAAUUAGUACCUCAAGCUCUUUAAGUACAAAGACUAGGGUUGAAAGGGUUCAAAUGUAUGGUCAUCUGCUGAGGGAAAUAAGCUGUGCAGAGCUUCACAUUCAUGGAUCUACUAAUGACAACAUGGAUAUGCAACAUCGACAUAGUGUUGUAAAAAAUGUAUCUCGUCUUAUUGAUAAUGGAUCACCUCUGCAGCCUGUUGGAGGCCACACUGCUGUGGCACUUCAUUUAGCUAUCACUUCAAACUGUACAGAUCUACUACCGCUGUUGUUGAGUUCAGGGGCUCCUCUGACUACCACUACAAGUGGCAUGAGUGUGCUUCAGUUGGCUUGGCUGUGUCCAGAUGUUACCACACACAUUGCAGUAAUGGUGACAAGGAUAGUAAUCCAUAAAUUGAAAGAGGAAGCAAAACGCAUUGGUUCUGAGGAGUUGGCAGAUGAAGAACUCAAGCACGGUAUAAGUACAAUGCUGAAAACGAUGGAAGGGAGUCAACCAUGGCAUGCUGAAUGGCCAUCCAAUCUUCGUGAAACUAAGAAACUCACUGCCUUGCUUGUUCGUGCCUCCCGAUGGGGAAUACCACUGACAGCUUCUUUUAUACAGAAAGCAGGUGGUUCUGUAACAUCAUUGGACGUUACUGGCUCUAGUGCACUUCAUUCUGCUCUUGAUAAUGGUCAUAUAACCACUGCUAAAACUCUGAUUCAGCACAUGGGAGCUAAUCUUUUUCUUCAAGAUGCUCAAGGACGCCUUCCAUUUCAUUUGAUGGCAGAAGAAGACAGGCAACAUGUGUUGGAGGAAUCCAUGAGCCAUGACUAUCGUAUCCUUGUGUCACUGAGAGAAAAGGCUCGAAGUGAAGAAGAAAAGCAGACAGCAUCAUGUAUUCUUAUCUUGCUGGCCAUUUUGUAUGUGCAGGUUGAUCUAAAGUCUAGGGGAAUAGUAAGAGAUGACUCAUGGAAAGAAGUCUUUGCUUAUACAGUAUCAUUCAUCAAAGGUGAAAAUAGCAAACUCAAGUUUCAUAGUGAUGAAAUUUCAGGUAAUGAAUGGCUGAUUUGUUUGCUGGAUGACCUGAAGACUAAUUUCAGUAGUGAAAGUCAACAUGAAAGUGAAGUAGAUGAAAUAGGGCAAAAUAGAGAGGGCAUAAGUACAAUGACUGAUAAAGACAUACAAGAAGAUUUUGAAGCAGAGGACGAGUAUUUCUUUUCUGUAAUUGAUGUAAUUAAACAAAGACUCAUGGGCACUAUGGAUGAUAAAGAUAAUUUUGAAUUAGAUGCUGAUAUGAAAAAGCUUUUGUUGAAAGCAGCUUAUAUCAGCUGUGAAUCAUGCUUACCCCUUCUUCUUCACUUAUUGUUGACCAUUGGUGGUAUUCAUCCAGAUACUGUUUUAGAGCCUUUGUGUGGAGCAACAGCAUUGCAUUUGACUGCUUGGCGUGGACACUUGGGAUUGUGUGAGUAUCUCCUGAGUUGCCAAGCUAGCAACACUACAUUAGAUCGAGCAUUAAACACUCCAGCCCACCUUGCCUAUAUGUUUGGACAUUCUGUGGUUGGUGUUCGUCUUUUAGAUGGCGUCCAGGACUGGAAGAAUAGGGCAGGGAGGAUACCCACAGAACUGUAUAUAAAUUUUAAAAAGUAUACUUCCUUAUAUGGUCUGGAUAAAUUAAUUCCAAUUAAGGUUAAGGAACAAAAUAAUUCUAGUGCACUUAUUAAGGGACAUCUUGAGGAGUUCAAAAAGUGUUGGCCAGAUAUCUCAUUGGCAGUGGAAAAAUUUCAUGUUGAUUUUACAAAAGGUGAAGCACAUCAGAUUCAGGAAAGUAUAUUCAGAAAUCUUCAGAAACUUCUGAGGAAAGUUGGGGAAAUAGACCAACUUUUUGAGGGUAAAGUUAUUUUACUUGGUAGCAGUGCAGAUAACCUCCGACUAUUUGCACCAGAUGAAUAUGAUUGUAAUGUUGAAUUUCAAAAUGUGAGUGGUUUCCCAGGAGGAGGCUUGAACAUUGAAAUUGUGCCAGUUCCUCCAUCAGAUGGAUAUAAAGGUCAUAAAAAUUGUUUGAAAGUAUCUCCAACAAACAGAGAAGUAGAGCAGCUUGUCAAAGGAUCAAAUUUUGGGGAAACUUUUGCCAAAUAUAUAAUGCAAGCAUUAGAUAACUUUGAUCUCAGUGAUGAUCAAUUAAACUUUUUGCCCCCUACAAUAAGGAAAACACAAGUUGGAGUGAAUAUAUCCUUUUCCUGGGAAGGUACAGAGUUUCCUUUGCUGUUCAUUAAUGUAGAUUUAGUUCCCACACUAAAAGCACCCUGGCCCAAACAUGAACCAAGGCCUACAUUAACUCCUGAAAAUUUAGAUUUGGUACAUGUAAGUCAGACAGGCAAGAAUGAAUGGCGCUACUCAUUUGCUGUAGUAGAAAAUAUGAUAUUACUUUCCCUGUCUCCUGAUCAACACAGGGUAUUUUUGGCUUGCAAGCUCAUGAUAACAAAUCUUAAAACUGAGUCUUGGGCGCCACGUGACUCUAAAGAGCAGUACACAUAUUGGGUUGGUCACAGGUUUAAGAUACCUGCCCCUGCUGGGUUCAUAUUGAAAAGUGCAUUCAUGAAGGAAAUGGAGGAAAUACGGAAUGACUCCAUGUGGGGGAAGACUUUUCUUUUAGAGAGAAUGUGCUCAAUUUUUCAGAGAAUGUGUAAAGUAGAUAUAGACCCAUAUAGUGGCAAAAGAAAAUACUAUCAUGCUAAGAUGAGUCCUUAUUUUGGAGGAGAUAUUGAAAAACCCACUGUAGGUCUCAGUGCUCCGGAGAUUUUAAAGUUUCUGGAAUCAUGGUAAUUUACAAGUCAGUUACCAGGUAGAAAGUCCACUUAACAAGCAUCUAAAACACAAUUAGAGGGUAUUAGAUGCUACUUCUCAGAAAAAUAUUGACCCCAUGAAACUUACAUAGCCAAUGCAUAUUUAUAUUAUCUCCAUUCAACUACUUUUAUCCUUAAGAGUUACUGAAUUACUGGUCAUUAGCAUGCACAUGUACAAGCACCCGCACCCGCACCCGCACCCGCACCCGCACCCUCACCCUCACCCUCACCCUCACCCUCACCCUCACCCUCACCCUCACCUCACCCUCACCCUCACCC
This is a messenger RNA of Penaeus vannamei (Pacific white shrimp), 3691 nucleotides long. Lineage: Eukaryota; Metazoa; Arthropoda; Malacostraca; Decapoda; Penaeidae. The record is from RefSeq and is a predicted model, not a curated record.